Molecule: messenger RNA, 593 nt
Organism: Paramecium pentaurelia
Lineage: Eukaryota; Ciliophora; Oligohymenophorea; Peniculida; Parameciidae
Source: the annotation of a GenBank genome assembly
AUGGCCAUUUUCUACUGGAUUAGAAAUUUGAGCUAUGAAAUCGAAAUUGUUUAACUUGCAAUGGCUAUCUAAAAAAUGUCUUACUUGUAGAUUCAAUUAUUCUAAUAAUUGAUGUUACUGGAAAGUUGGAUACUAUGGAUAGUAGAAUCUCUAUGGUAUAGAUAUGAACAUCCAUGUAAAGCAUGCUUAAUUUAAACAAUAUUUUGAGAAUGUAUUCAAUUAUAGUUUGUGGUAGCUUAUUUAUUUGAUUUUAUUAUUGUUAUUGUUAAAUACAUUACCCGCAAAAGGGUAAGAAAGUUCAAAAUAAUCAAUCUGUGUCUAAUUUACUCUUAGAUUAAAAUGCUCAAUUUAAAAGUAUACAGGGUUUUUCUGAAAUCAAAACAGGUCUUCUCAAUGUUAUUAAACUUGCAUAAUUUACCUAAGUUGUAAUUAAAAACUUUAACAAAUUUUAAAGAAUAGGAGAUGUUUGUGUUGCUAAAAAUAAUUUUGAAAAUGAAGAUACAGUUUUCAUUUCAUUUUGCUAUUAUUGGGGAAAUCAUAUAAAAGUUGCAAACAUGAGAAUUGUAAAGAGAAAAAUCUAAUAAUGGAAAUGA